Panicum virgatum (switchgrass) is the source of this 1240-nucleotide messenger RNA. RefSeq names its product protein LIKE COV 1-like. Lineage: Eukaryota; Viridiplantae; Streptophyta; Magnoliopsida; Poales; Poaceae. Bases 144 to 977 code for a protein of 277 amino acids. The record is from RefSeq and is a predicted model, not a curated record. The transcript has 7 exons. Gene Ontology annotation, cellular component: Golgi apparatus.
AAAAAAAAAUCGAAAAAAAGGAAAAGUCUCUCUGCCCCCUCGGCCGUGCCGAGCCGGCAUCCUCCCUCCCCCCCUGCAUCGAUCGCGACGACCCGAGGCGGCAAGGGUGACCGCCGCCGCGGCAAGCCGGCGAAGGAGCCCCCAUGGGCGACAACAAGUCCCCGCUGAGCCUGAGCCCGAUGGGCGGCCGCGACCGCGACCGGGACCGGGAGCUCCUCAUCCCGGUCUCCGGCGGCGGCUCGGCGCCCGGCGACGGGGACGGAGACGGCGACAGGGUCUCCUCAUCCUCCACCUCCGCCGCGCUCUCCUCCUCCGGACGCGAGGCAUUCCAUAAGGUUGUCCGCAGUUGGGCUUCAAAGAAGUUCAUGACUGGGUGUGUGAUUCUCUUCCCCAUCGCAAUAACAUUCUACAUCACCUGGUGGUUCAUUCAUUUUGUUGAUGGAUUCUUCUCUCCAAUAUAUGCUCAACUGGGAAUCAACAUAUUCGGUCUUGGCUUCAUCACAUCUGUUACUUUCAUAUUCUUGAUUGGAGUGUUUAUGUCAUCUUGGGUUGGGGCAUCUGUCCUUAGCCUUAGUGAGUGGAUUAUUAAGCGCAUGCCUCUUGUACGUCAUAUCUACAAUGCAUCCAAGCAAAUUAGUGCUGCAAUAUCACCAGAUCAGAACAAACAGGCAUUCAAGGAAGUGGUCAUCAUAAGGCAUCCUCGUGUAGGAGAAUAUGCGUUUGGUUUCAUUACAUCAUCAGUCUCGCUCCAGAGUUAUUCUGGUCAAGAAGAUCUUUACUGUGUCUAUGUCCCCACCAACCAUCUUUAUAUUGGCGAUAUCUUCAUGGUGAAUUCAAAGGAUGUCAUAAGGCCAAAUCUUUCUGUGCGUGAAGGCAUUGAGAUCGUUGUAUCUGGUGGUAUGUCAAUGCCGCAAGUUCUGUCAACCCUUGACCCACAAGUGAUCAUUGGGGACAGAACCGGACCAAGCAGAAGCUGAAGCUGAUAUGAGCUCUUUGUGUGCCCUUUUUUCCUGGGCACGGGUAACAUUUUCAUACGAGUACAGCAAACUAGAUUAUGAGCCAAGUAUCUGUAUAUUAAGUAGAUGUAGGCGACUCACAUGGUUUGAUUGUUGGCUGGAGUUUGUACUUGGUACUGCACCUUAUGCAAGAAAGACGCAUCACAGCUGUAUCUAACUGUUGUUGCAUUCCUAUCCUCGUGCUCCUUUGAUUCUGUUGAAGAGCUGCUUUGCUUUCAUCCAAA